AAAAAUGAGAACAUUCUAGGGCGCACGAUAUAUAUUUUUCAAGUUGGCAAGUUUCAUUCUUCGAGGUGUGCUAGAAAAAAAAGUCAAAAUCGUUCUUUCAAGAAGUUGCGUCACCCACAUGUUCUGUUUGAAGUGAAAUAAAGCCUGCAAAUAAAUUAAAUAGUUGAUAAUAUUGUCGCAAAAAUGUUGACCGCUACGCGGGUGAUUAGCCGCAAGGCUCUGGAGUGCUCCGGCUUAAGUUCAGACAUUUACACACAGAGGAAUUUCUCGUCAAUCCUCAGAAACACCGCAGCCCCCACUGUGCCUAUUUACCAGCAACAUGCUAUCCAGUACAGGAACAAGUCAGAGGGAGUGCGUGGCGCUGUCAUCGGUAUUGACUUGGGUACCACCAACUCAUGUGUCGCAGUCAUGGAGGGCAAGACACCUAAGGUGGUGGAAAACACCGAAGGUUCACGCACAACGCCAUCCCAUGUGGCGUUCAGCAAAGAGGGCGAGCGUCUCGUCGGCAUGCCGGCGAAGCGCCAGGCAGUCACGAACAGCGGCAACACUUUCUACGCCACCAAGAGGCUGAUCGGGAGACGCUUCGACGACCCUGAAGUACAGAAGGAUAUGAAGAACCUGUCCUACAAGGUGGUCCGCGCUUCGAAUGGCGAUGCUUGGGUGCAGGGUAGUGACGGCAAGGUAUACUCCCCAUCUCAAAUCGGUGCGUUCGUGCUGAUGAAGAUGAAGGAGACUGCCGAGGCGUACCUGAACACCUCGGUGAAGAACGCAGUCAUCACAGUGCCGGCUUACUUCAACGACUCCCAGCGGCAGGCCACUAAGGAUGCAGGUCAAAUUUCUGGUUUGAACGUGUUGCGAGUGAUCAACGAACCGACCGCUGCCGCCCUCGCCUACGGCAUGGACAAGACUGAUGAUAAGAUCAUUGCCGUAUACGACUUGGGCGGUGGUACGUUCGAUAUAUCGGUGCUGGAGAUCCAGAAGGGAGUGUUCGAGGUGAAGAGUACCAACGGAGACACACUCCUCGGAGGCGAGGACUUUGACAACGUGAUUGUCAACUUCUUAGUCGACGAGUUCAAGCGUGAUCAAGGCAUCGACAUCCGUAAAGACGCAAUGGCCAUGCAGAGACUGAAGGAAGCGGCCGAGAAGGCCAAGAUCGAGCUCUCCGGCUCCCUGCAGACCGACAUCAACCUGCCGUACCUCACCAUGGACGCUUCCGGACCUAAACACAUGAACCUUAAGAUGACCCGUUCAAAACUGGAGUCCCUGGUGGGAGACCUGAUCAAGCGCACCGUAGCCCCGUGCCAGCGCGCGCUGCAGGACGCCGAGGUACAGCGCUCCGACAUCGGGGAGGUGCUGCUCGUCGGGGGCAUGACGCGUAUGCCUAAGGUCCAAUCAACAGUCCAAGAGAUCUUCGGCCGUGCGCCCUCCCGCGCCGUGAACCCCGACGAAGCCGUGGCGGUGGGCGCCGCCGUGCAGGGCGGAGUCCUCGCCGGCGACGUCACGGACAUCCUCCUACUGGACGUCACGCCCCUCUCGCUGGGCAUCGAGACCCUCGGCGGAGUCUUCACCAAGCUAAUCACCAGGAAUACCACCAUCCCCACGAAGAAGAGUCAGGUGUUCUCUACAGCUGCGGACGGCCAGACGCAAGUGGAAAUCAAAGUGCACCAGGGCGAGCGAGAGAUGGCGGCGGACAACAAGCUGCUGGGCCAGUUCUCGCUGGUGGGCAUCCCGCCCGCGCCGCGCGGCGUGCCGCAGAUCGAGGUCACCUUCGACAUCGACGCCAACGGCAUCGUGCAUGUGUCUGCCAGGGAUAAAGGGACCGGGAAGGAGCAACAGAUCGUGAUCCAAUCGUCGGGCGGUCUAUCGAAGGACGAGAUCGAGAACAUGGUGAAGGCGGCGGAGCAGUUCGCGGCGACGGACAAGCAGCGGCGCGAGCGCGUCGAGGUGUCCAACCAGGCCGAGGGCGUGCUGCACGACACGGAGACCAAGAUGGACGAGUACAAGAGCCAGCUGCCGCAGGACGAGUGCGACAAGCUCCGCGGUGAGAUCGCGAAGCUGCGCGAGUUGUUGGCCAAGAAGGACAGCGCCGACCCCGAGGAGAUCCGCACCGCCACCUCCACGCUGCAGCAGGCCAGUCUCAAGCUCUUCGAACAGGCUUACAAGAAGAUGGCAGCAGAGCGUGAGGGACAACAGCAGACACAGCAAACUGAACAAAGCCAGGAGAAGAAAGAAGAGAAAAACUAAAGUGCAAACUAGUUGGACGGGACUCCAUAGUGUACAGACAGUAAAGAUUUUAUUAAUUACGUGGCAACACUACCGUUGCGUCACUGCACACAGACUAUAUAACCUAUCUGUCUGUUAUGGCUACUAGAGAUUUAAUAAUAUGACAAUAAUCUAUCUAUAAUGUUUAAAAACGUUGCCCCACAUUAGGAUUUUCUCCUGUGUCGUGCGUGCGUUUACAAACAUACAAGUUCACAUACACAUGACACACAGACCCGAAACAAAAAUUUGUGGAUCACACAAAGAGUUGGUCCGUGCGGGAAUCGAACCCGCUACACGUUGUGAGGCAGCCAGUUGCCUUGCCACCGCACCAACCGUGCAGUCGAAUGUAGAAAUAAGUCGGGUUUUCCUUCCUGACGCUAUAAUCUAGAGUUAUAGCGUGACGCAACUCACUACAGUAGUGCGAUUCUGUAUAUACCAAAGAGUGUGUACCAAAAUUUCGGGUUCGAUUCCCAGGUCGGGCAAAGUAUUACUGGGCUUUUUUCGAAAAUUUCUCAGUAGUAGCACGGAGUCUGGAAUUGUGCCCAGUAUAUGGCAAUAGGCUCACCUCCUAUUACAUGGGACUUUAAAUAGUGAAAAGUGGGUGUACAUUGUAUAGCGGCAUUGCGUGCCGUAAUGUGCACCUCUGCCUAUCCCUUCGGAGAUAAAGGCGUGAUAUUUCAUGAUUAAAAUGUCAGAUUUUUUAUCUCUAGUAGCCAGAUAUCGGAUAUAUAAGUUAUAUAGACUGGUCGUAUGUUCGUACGAAAAUCUGGAAAAACGUUUUUUCGCGCAUAAUUUUGUGGCUAAAAAGGCGAAUCUUUACUUUUCAUAUGAAAACAACGCAUUUAUAUAGUUGCAAGAGUAUAUUAUGCCUUAGAAUCUGAUGAUAUUAAAAAAUUAAUUGUUUUCAACAAUUACCCAGUUUUUUGUUUCUUUUAUACUGUAAUAGGGAUGAUGACGGGGUAUGGUAAUUAAAAAUCUAUUCAGUCCGUCAGUUAGGUAAUGAAAAAAUAUUAGACACGUAUUUUUUUAUUUUGUCAUAAGAUAACAAUACUUAGAUAAAACGAAUCAAAGUUUAGGAGUGGGAGCAAAUACGUCAUUUCUACAUAUAAAAUGUACCUAGAAGUAACAUCACGCGAUAUUUCAAAUCGAUAUAUCUUCAAAAGCAUUUGUUUUCGGGAGAAAAUAAAAAAUACGUGUCUAAUAUUUUAAAAUAAUCUACAAGACGGACAUUAAAAUUAAAGUUAGUCAUCUACCCUAUUUGCGGAUAUUUCCGAUCUGAAACCAGUUAGUAGAUAUUCAACCUUACAGUUUUUGUAGUAAAGUUUAAAAUUUGUUUCAAUAUCGAAAGCCACCUCAUACUUAAACCUUGAACCCUUAGUACUAGUUUACUUUACGUUUAAUGAAAACGAAACGAGAACGCAAUUAAGGGGCAGUUUGCAGUGAGAGAGACGGAGCUAUACAACCUACAUAGCUCCGUCCCUCUUGCACUGCUCAAUGAUCGACCAUUCUGACACAAUUGUAAUAGCAGACUAAGGCCCGAAUACACAAAUGCUACUCAAUUUUAAGUUGUACUUAAAUAUCGUGCUAUCUCUGUCAUUUUAUAAAGAAUUGAUAGUGACAGAACUAGUUUUGAGAGCGUCUUAAAAUUGAUUAGCGUUUGAGUAUUCGGACAUAAGGUCCCUGUACUCUGAUUGGCUGGCUCAAAUGAUCUAACCAAUUACAGCGCCGGACGCGCUCUCGUUUUAAAGUAAAGCAAACUCCUACUAAGCUAUGUAUGCUUGAUAGAAUAAAUUUGGUAGUGAAAAGUUUAAAAUAUAUAAGAUUUUGUUUUAAAAACUUGUUCGUUGCAAUAUAAUCUUUAUUCCUACAGUUUGAGAGUGGUAAAUGGUGUGUUUUUCGAACAAAAUCUUGUAUAUUUUUUCAAAUUGUUAUUGUAAAAUGUUAAGAUGUAUGUGUGAAUGUGUUCAUUAUUACAUUUUGUUCAUUACACAAGUUAGGCAGUGCCUAUUCAUUGGUGGCCGUUUUCAACAACCGCACCUAAACAAUCACUUAACUAAGAGUCACUUAGCCUUCUGUUAGGUGUCACUUGUCUUAAGAGUUCCUUAAAAUUUAGGUGAGAUUGGUGGAAAAGGCCAUUGGUAGUUUCCCAUCGAUAUCCAUUUUUCAUAUUUUGAUCCAAUUUAAUGAUAUUUUACAACUAUAACGUUGGUAUAAAGAGGUAUGGGACUCGAUUCCCGGGUCAGACAAAAGUAUUAUUGUAGUUUUUUUCGGUUGAAAAAAUGCGUACUGAAAAAAGUGAUUGUUACAUUGUAACAAUGUUCCCCUCUGCCUACCCCUCACGGGUAUUAAAAGACAAUUUAUUUAAAUAAUUUAACCGACUUUCAAAAGAAAGAGGUUCCUAUAAUAUUGUUGGAUUGGAUCUCUAUAUCGAAUGGUAUUCCUUCGACAUUGUUUUAAUAAGGGUCAAUUUAUACUAGCGCAGAGUCGAAGCGCAUCGUAGCGUCAAAUUCUUUAAUUCCAGCGAAUUUUGUUCGCGCGCUAACGAGCGAAUUCGAACGAAUACGCGCGUCUUUUUAAAAUCUCAGAAGUAAUGUGUGCGUUACGCUGUAGAGUUAAGGUUGAAUUUGUUAUGUUCAGUUUUGGAAAGACGUUUCAACUUUGCGCUAGUAUAAAUCGAUCCUAAGAUAUUAAAACUAAAUUAGUAUAUUCUAUUGAAACAAUGUUUUCAUCGCAUCACCAAAUCGAAAGCGUAUUAUAUAGCUGUUGUAUUUUCCAAAAAACAGUGAAAAUAAUGCAUUUUCCUCACUUAUGUAGUAGCCAUUAAUAAAUUUAGAUAUUUUAGAAUAAAUUUGUUAUUUAGUGUACAAGCUGAAGGUGUCUCUGUAGUUAUAAUGUGACUUGCAGCCUGUUUUAAUAAUUAAAUUAUAAAAUAAUUAUUA
Molecule: messenger RNA, 5201 nt
Organism: Spodoptera frugiperda (fall armyworm)
Lineage: Eukaryota; Metazoa; Arthropoda; Insecta; Lepidoptera; Noctuidae
Gene: Hsc70-5
Product: heat shock 70 kDa protein cognate 5
Exons: 14
Coding region: 184-2244 (686 amino acids)
Biological process (GO): protein refolding; cellular response to unfolded protein
Cellular component (GO): cytoplasm; mitochondrion
Molecular function (GO): ATP-dependent protein folding chaperone; misfolded protein binding; ATP binding
Source: RefSeq, a predicted model, not a curated record